UUCUUUACUCCGAUGAGCAACAACACCGACCCACAAGGCGUCAGCUGAGUCAAGGCUUCUUUAUGUGAGGAUUUUCCCAGCAACCAUCAGUGGAGGAGCUAAACUUUGAGCCGCUGCUCAUCACUUCCUGAUUCCAGAACCAAGAGACUCCUGCGCACCAUCAAGGAAGAACCAAGUCUCGAGUCCUCUUCAUUAUGGACAAAUCAAAUUAUACCUACUGUUAUUAAAUAUUUCAUCUGCCGUCCAUGCUGUGUGACUCGUGAUUACCCCGUUGCUGCUCGAAGGCCAGGGCAGUGCAUUGAGUGCUCAUUGCUUUGGUGACCAACACAAAGAGAAAGCACAAAACAAGAGGCGGAAAUAACAUCGUCAACCACGACUCUGAGUCAAAACGAAUGAAGGAGACGUCCUCCUCUGCUUCAACAGGAUCCCAUCGUCUCACACACGAAGGCUUCCACCAUCUCAGUGAAGAAGGACUUUUUACUCCGUCCCUCAUCUCUUCCUCAUCUCUUCCUCAUCUCUUCUUCAUCUCUUCCUCGAUACAUCAGUGGUUACAGUUCUGCUCUGCUGCCAACAUGAGGAACCUGAUCUCUGUGGCUGUGAUCCUUCAUGUGGCGUUCACAGCAGCAGGCCUAAAACUCGACGGAAAAGAAGUGGAGUUUGGAGACAUGAUUGCUUAUAAACCUGAGUUUGGAUGGGAUACUGUUGAUUAUCAGCAUUAUGCUACUUUUGUGGGGGACAGAUAUCCUGAAGGAAACACAUUUGAACGCACAGACGACGAGCCAUACUGCUUUUUCUUGCCAAUCGAUAUGUCUAGAAGUCCUCAUGUUUUCAAUUUCCUCGACGGAUAUGUGGAUAAAAAGGGAAAGGUGUACACCAAAGGCACUGAGACUGAAAUGAAGGCCCGCAUCGAAGAGACACGUGCCGACUGUGGAUUGUAUGAUGCUGUCUGCAACAACUGUGAACACCUUGCUACCUAUGUGCGUUACGGAAAGAAGAUAUCACUGCAGUUCAACAUAACUGGUGGACGGCUCCUCUGCAAACUACGCCCAGAGUGUGAACACAUGUGGAAUUACGUGGAGAAAACGAAUGAGUCACAAUAUAACGCCGCCUCCUCAGUCAACCCAGUCGGAUUGACUUCUUUAUGUCUUAUUGCUCUUUUCUUAUGUGAUAUGAGUUUUUGAACAAAAAAACUGAGCAAGUACUCUGGGUCUAGUACUGCUUCUGUUGAUAAGGUAUGGAUAUGAGAAGUACCUUUGUUGCUUCAAAUAAAUGAGCAGGAUAUUUCAGCACUGAGUGUCCACCAGAAUCAUUACAGUUAUACAUCAAAGAUACAUAUACAACGUGGUAAAUAUUAAAUAAAUACUUGAUAUGGUCUGAUUUAAAGUAAAUUACAGCAUAAAGUACUGUGUGCAUUAGUGCGUGGAUAUCAUGUAACAGGUGGUGUCGUCCAAUUGGUCCAGGUGGAAGGUGAAGGUGGGCGUGGACUCGAUCAGGCUCCACCCCCUCCAAAUAUGGUUACUCUUGAUUUCAAAAAUCGACCAGCUUCUGCUUUAGACCUGGUAGAGUCAAAGUUCAGGUCUGAUAGAUUUCAAAGUGACGUUUCUCUUUUAUUUUUUGGCUCAACUCUCCCUUUAAGGACAGAGUAUCUGAAUCUGCAUCUGCUUAUUGUCAGUGGUUGUUGUUUGUAAUUAAAUAAAAUAAAAUGUUGUUCUUCUCAUUA
This is a messenger RNA of Pleuronectes platessa (European plaice), 1720 nucleotides long. RefSeq lists its product as uncharacterized. NCBI's taxonomy places the organism in Eukaryota, Metazoa, Chordata, Actinopteri, Pleuronectiformes, Pleuronectidae. Gene Ontology annotation, cellular component: cytoplasm. The transcript is spliced from 8 exons. The record is from RefSeq and is a predicted model, not a curated record. The coding region runs from base 393 to 1181 and encodes 262 amino acids. Gene Ontology annotation, biological process: N-acylphosphatidylethanolamine metabolic process. Gene Ontology annotation, molecular function: A2-type glycerophospholipase activity; glycerophospholipid phospholipase A1 activity.